Molecule: messenger RNA, 1758 nt
Organism: Mercurialis annua (annual mercury)
Lineage: Eukaryota; Viridiplantae; Streptophyta; Magnoliopsida; Malpighiales; Euphorbiaceae
Product: probable nucleoredoxin 1
Exons: 6
Coding region: 133-1758 (541 amino acids)
Molecular function (GO): thioredoxin-disulfide reductase (NADPH) activity
Source: RefSeq, a predicted model, not a curated record
AUUGCUGUACUAAAAUAAUCCUGCCGAUUUAAUCAAAGACUUGGCAGUAUUCUGUUUUAUGCAAUCGAAGUUACAAAAGUCAAAACCUGUUGUUUCAUUAAUUAACAGAAAGAGGAAGCGAGUUUUAGAGAAAUGGCCGAUGAGUCUGCCCAUGGUGUUUCUCAUGAUCUAUCAUCUCUUCUCUCGUCUCAAGACCGAGAAUUUCUGAUCCGCAGUAAUGGUGAUCAGGCUAAAUUGAGCAGCUUGGCAGGAAAAAUUGUGGGACUAUACUUCUCAGGAUCAUGGUGCGGUCCAUGCCGGCAUUUCACUCCAACUCUGAUAGAAGUUUACGAAGAGCUCUCAUCAAAAUUCGAAUUCGAAGUAGUUUUCAUAUCAUCGGACAGAGAUGAAGAAUCAUUCCAUGCUUACUUCUCCAAAAUGCCAUGGCUUGCCAUUCCAUAUUCUGAUGACCAAAACCGCAAACGCCUUAAGGAGUUGUUCAAAGUGAGAGGGAUCCCUAAUUUUGUGAUUAUUGAUGCUGAAGGCAAGAUUUGUUGCGAUCAGGGUGUCAAAUUCAUUAGGGAUUAUGGAGCAGAUGGGUAUCCAUUUACUGCAGAAAGAGUUGAUUAUUUUAGGCAGCAAGAAGAACAUGCUAAGAUUAAUCAGACUCUGAACUCUAUUUUGGUUUCCAAAUCGCGCGAUUUUCUGGUUUCUAGAGAUGGAACUGUGGUACCAGUUUCUGAGCUUGAAGGGAAACUGGUAGGUCUAUAUUUCGCAGUGAAUUCUCAUCCGUCGAGCUUAGAUUUUACUCCAAAACUUUUGGAGGUAUAUCAAAAACUCAAGAAAAAAGGAGAGAACUUUGAGAUAGUGUUGAUAUCUCUAGACUACGACGAGAAUAACUUCAAACAAUGUCUUGAAACAAUGCCUUGGCCCGCAUUGCCAUUCCAUGACAAGAUUCGUGAAAGAUUAGCUCGCUAUUUUGAACUCAGUGUCCUGCCUACUUUGGUCAUAAUUGGAGAAGAUGGAAAGACUUUAAAUCAAAAUGUAGCUGAACUUAUUGCAGAUCAUGGUAUUGUAGCCUACCCUUUUACACAAGAGAAGCUUGUUGAGCUUGCUGAAAUUGACAAGGCAAAACUUGAAGCUCAGACUCUAGAGUCUGUUUUGGUUCAUGGGGAUAAAGAUUUUGUCAUUGACAAGAGUGGUUUCCAGGUUCCAGUGGUUGAACUAGUGGGAAAGAACAUUGUCCUGUAUUUCUCAGCAAAAUGGUGCCCUCCAUGUCGUGCAUUUUUACCAAAGCUGAUCGAAGCAUACCAUGAAAUCAAGUCAAAAGAUAUAGCAUUCGAGAUAAUCUUCAUCUCAAGUGAUCGCGAUCAAUCCUCAUUCGACGAAUUCUACACAGAAAUGCCAUGGCUAGCACUUCCAUUUGGUGACGAGAGGAAACCAAUUGUAGCUCGGAAGUUCAAAAUAAAAGGCAUUCCUGCAGCAAUAGCAAUCAGCCCAACUGGAAAAACAGUAACAAAAGAAGCUGCGGAACACAUAACCACUCACGGAGCAGAUGCAUAUCCGUUCACAGAUGAUCAUCUGAAAGAAUUAAAUGAAAAGCUGGAAAAGGUAGCUAAUGAGUGGCCUGAGAAAGUGAAACACGAAUUGCAUCCAGAACAUGAGCUUGUGCGUAUCAAAAGAAAUGCAUAUGGGUGCAAUGGGUGCAGAGAGAUGGGACUUGAGGUCCAGAAAUCAACUUUGGAGAUUCUUUUAUAUGUUUUAUUGGAUUUGUUUUAA